Messenger RNA from Quercus lobata, 786 nucleotides. RefSeq lists its product as uncharacterized. Bases 1 to 786 code for a protein of 261 amino acids. The transcript is spliced from 2 exons. The record is from RefSeq and is a predicted model, not a curated record. NCBI's taxonomy places the organism in Eukaryota, Viridiplantae, Streptophyta, Magnoliopsida, Fagales, Fagaceae.
AUGAAGAUAAAGAACAACGGUAAAGUAUACCAAUCUCCAUCCUCAUCCUCAUCUUCUUCCUCAUCUUCUUCUUCAGUGAUUCCAUGCCAUUCCGAUGGAGAUUUUCUCUCUGUGUUAAAGCUUUUCCCAACUACGAUUCUAGCUCUAGCUUCUGUUCUUUCUCUUGAAGACCGUGAAGUCCUUGCUUACAUGAUUACCCACUCCAUGAAAACCACAACCCCAUCUCCAAUCACGCAAGAUUCCAAGCGAAAACCUCCAAAGAAAGCCCCAAAUAGCCACAACAAGAACAGUAACAACAACAACAGCAAUACCACCAACAAUACCCAUAAGCCACCUAUGUUUGAGUGUGACUGUUUUGACUACUACACAAGCUACUGGUUCAAAUGGGACUCCUCGCCAAACCGCGAGCUCAUCCACCAAGCCAUUGAAGCGUUUAAGGACCACUUAGCUCACGGCGAGAAGUCAAAGAAGGUCAACGGCAGAGGCAAGCAUAGAGACAAACCCACUCACCGUGUCCCAGAGAAACCCUCCUCCGAUGAUGUUUCUGAAACCCCAUUACCAGAAAUUGAAGAAAGCUUCAAUUUUUCUAAGGAGAAAGAUGAUAAAGUUGUUGUGAUAGCUGAUGAUGAUGUUGAAGAAAGGGAUACUGAGAAGUACGAGGUCGAAGAGUGCGAGGAAGACAAUAAGGAAGAAGAGAUGGUCACAGUUCGAACAAUGGUGGCGGCGACAACCAACAACAACACACCAGUUGUUAAAAUCAAAAUCCUACAUAAGACUGGUGGAUGA